Molecule: messenger RNA, 334 nt
Organism: Spinacia oleracea (spinach)
Lineage: Eukaryota; Viridiplantae; Streptophyta; Magnoliopsida; Caryophyllales; Amaranthaceae
Product: eukaryotic initiation factor 4A-9-like
Exons: 3
Coding region: 23-334 (103 amino acids)
Molecular function (GO): RNA helicase activity
Source: RefSeq, a predicted model, not a curated record
UGGUUGUUUGAUCAAUGCAGUCAUGGCAGGAGUUGCGCCUGAAGGUUCCCAGUAUGAUGCUCGCCAGUAUGACAGCAAAAUGAGUGAAUUGCUUUCUGAGGAAGGAAGUGAUUUCUUCACUUCAUAUGACGAGGUUUAUGAAAGCUUCGAUAAAAUGGGUUUGGCAGAGAAUCUUCUUAGAGGAAUCUAUGCUUAUGGUUUCGAGAAACCUUCUGCUAUUCAACAGAGGGGAAUAGUCCCAUUCUACAAGGGUCUUGAUGUUAUUCAGCAAGCCCAGUCUGGUACAGGAAAAGUUUUUCCAUCUCAGAACUCGUCUGAACUUAUAAAAGAAUAA